GUUGUCUGUGGUGUGAUGUUAUUAUUUUUCUUUGCAUGUGAUAAUACUUUCUUUAAUAACAAGUUUGCAUUAGUGUUCAGUGAAUAACGUAUGUCAUAUUCCUUAUCUCAAUAAAAGAUCAUAAACCUUAGUUGCAAAAUACUACUAUCAUCUAUGAAAUUGAAAAGGUAUUUGGUAACGCAAUGGAUUUUGUCCAUCAGGAAUCGUAGUCACCUUCUUCAUAUUCUAUACUAGCACGUUAUGCAGUGCUAUCUUUUCUCAAAUCUUGUAUGGAUUUUCCAUAGAAAAUUUGAGAAGCUUUGAUAUUUCUCUCUACUGUUCGUGCACCAAAAAGUGAAAAUGCCAUCUCCAAGUAAAUUAGAUGCUGUUUAUCGUAGCAUAAUGCUGGCGAAAUUUUUUACGAAAGGCUGGGGAAAGCCUGAAAAUUUAAAGAGGUUGUUUGCCUUCAGGAAGAUUAUAUCAAAUCGUGAAACCUGCAGACAUUUGGUUGAACCUGAUUAUCCUGUUAUGAUUGAUAAGGUGGAAAAGCAUGCUCACUAUCAGAUACUUGAUGGUCAUUUCUUGAGCCCAUUCGUAAAUCAUUUGCCUGAUGUAGUUCCUGAGGAGUCUCGAAUUGCGAGGUUUCAAAUUCUUCUUCCAACAAGCUGGCCAGCUGAACCAUUAAGACCUAUCUGCUUGCAUUUAGCAGGAACAGGAGAUCACUUCUAUUGGCGAAGAAGAAUGCUGAUGGCAAGACCUCUCUUGAAAGAUGCUGGUAUCGGUUCUAUUUUACUGGAGAAUCCGUUUUAUGGCUCCAGGAAACCUAAAAUUCAGAGGCGUUCAAGCUUGCACAAUGUGUCUGACAUCUUUGUGAUGGGAGGAUGUCUGAUUCUGGAAUCCCUGGCUCUCUUCUACUGGUGUGAGAGAGAAGGAUUUGGGCCACUUGGCAUUUCCGGCAUAUCCAUGGGUGGACAUAUGGCUUCUCUUGCGGGAUGCAGCUGGCACAAACCUUUACCAAUUGUUCCUUGUUUGUCAUGGACGACAGCUUCAUGUGUCUUCACUGAGGGCGUUAUGAGUGCUGGAAUACCUUGGCCUCUAUUACAGAAUCAGUAUUCUUCUGACCAUGUCUACCAAGAUGAGAUCUGGAAAAUGCUUCAUUCUCCAGAACAGUCAGAUGCCUUUCGAGCAGGUAUACACUUUUCCCGCAACUACCCUUCGAGCUUACAGAGGAUGGAAUUACUUGAGAAAAAAUACGUCUCCGAAGAGCAAAAGGCACAGAUGUUCAUGGAUGAUGCCGUCCGGAGUUCCAGGGAAGAAAAUUCCUUCGUCUCAGACUCUUCAUCUAACUCACAGUCAAAAAAAGAUGCCGGCUUUUCCCGACUGGAGGCUCUGAAUUUCAUGAGGGGCGUCAUGGAUGAGUGCACCCAUCUUGGAAACUUUACUUCGCCAGUUGACCCCAGCCUUUCCAUUGUUGUGACAGCAGAGCAUGAUGCGUAUGUUCCCAGAGAUGGAAUCAAAUCAAUCGGGGAUCUGUGGAACGGUUGUGAAGUUCGGUAUAUAGAUACUGGUCAUAUUGCUGCCUUUUUAUUCAAUCAUGGUGUCUUUAGGAAAGCAAUUGUAGAUGCUUUUGAAAAAACUGCACAGAAGUACCAUGGGCGAAGCAUUCUCACUGACGAGACAAAAAUGGCUUUGGGUCAAGAUGUCAAGUCCUGACCAAAAUAUAUUAUACUUGAGAGACCUUUCUAGCAUAUAAGGUUGUUUUUAGAAUGCUUCAUAGUCAUGUAAAUAAUUGUUGUGUUGAUUGUGUAAAGUACACAAGAAAAAAAAUGAAGCAUUGUUUGAUCUGUCUGACAAAAUUGAAAUUUUUAAUUGGCUUUACACAAUAAAAUUAUUUGUAAAAAAUGUUUUUAUAAACAUAGAAAUAAUAAGGAGUUAUUUCUUGACUUAGUGCCU
This is a messenger RNA of Uloborus diversus, 1932 nucleotides long. RefSeq names its product protein ABHD18-like. The record is from RefSeq and is a predicted model, not a curated record. The transcript has 12 exons. Lineage: Eukaryota; Metazoa; Arthropoda; Arachnida; Araneae; Uloboridae. Bases 340 to 1692 code for a protein of 450 amino acids.